UUGUUAUCUAUGUGGACAUAAUUUGUUGAUAACUAUUUCAUGAAAAUAACAAACAUGUAUUAACAUAUUAUAUCUAACAGCUGACAGCAGUUUGAAUGUAUUUUUGACGGAGUAAUAAGCAUAUUGUAGACAUUUAUCAGUUCUUGUCGUCAUACACAUAACUGGUGUUUUUGAACAUCAACUCACUUUCUUUUGACAAAAUCAUAGGACAGAAAUGGCGGGAAGAGAUGUGGUUGAAAAUAUAAAUGAUACUGACAUUCCUCCAGGAAAGGAGGAACAGAGACGCAGGCCAUGGUAUAAAAGAAAUAAAAAAGCUAAAGUGUUUAUUUAUCUACACUCGGAUGAUUUAAAAAGGUUCAAGAAUAGAUUAAAAAAGCGCAUAAAAGUGAAACGAGAAGACAAUCGUUCGAACAAUGGCUCACCAAAAAGCAAAAAGAGGACAAUCAUCGUUGUAAGACACGCCUCGUCUCGAAUAGACUCAGAUGUAAAAGGUUGUUGCAAAGAUAUACAAGAAUCGGAUAUCAAACGUACUAUUGUUGUUAUUGUUUUUGGAUUUAAAAGUAAUCAAAACGACUGCCAUGGUAUGGAAAUACGUCCCAAGACCUUAAAUCCUGAAGAUGAAGAAGACAAAAAGUUAGAGAAUCUUAAGGGCAUUGUAGAAAUAAACUAUAAAUGUUCAAAGUGGAGAACCAACUGCAAAGACUGUAAAAAUGCUUUGAAAAUUCUAAAAAUGCAAGUAAAGUCACCAAACGACUACUAAAUGAUCAAUAUUAUAUGAAAGCACUAACUAGUAUAUUAUUUACAAAUCAUGUCAUAAAUAGUAUAUGCAAAGAAAUUUUCACUGUCUAGGUACCAUGUAAUAUUAAACGAAAGACAGGCUCAAUGCUGGUCAUAUUCUACUGAACAUAUUUCAAUUUGUUGAAUAAAGUCGGAAUAAUUUAUCAAUUGAAUUUAAACUUGAGAUCUUUAAAGUUUAAAUAUACAUGUUAGUUUUAAUGGAUUUCAGUUUCUCUCUAUUUUGCAUGUCAUGUUAUUUGCGUUGUCGGAUUAUUACUAUUGUUAACGGAGUAUCCUUUUAUCUGUUAUCAAUAUCCAUAUAACAAUUGUUGAAGAACAUCAUUAGUUAUAUACCUUACAUUAUGACUUAUCAGCCGCGUUAUUAUACAUGUCUAAUUACAAUUUGCUCACUUUACUACUUGCACAACACUAAUGUAAUUGACAUGUUGGCAUUACGAUACAGUAUUUAAAAUUGUUUUAAACUGGUCGUAUUGGUUUCAAAAUAUUUAAUAACUACGAAUAGUCUGGCAGUUUACAUAAUACGUAUUUAUUCAGUCAGCUUAAAUUUAGGCAUCAACGAUUGUUCUUCAAAUUUAAUGUAUCUUUAAAAAUUCUUUAAAAAUUAAUGUUGGUUAACUUAACAGGUGUUAAGACAAUAAAUGGUUUUGUAUGUUUGCACUUAAAUCCCUAUUAUUUUCAUUAAACUAUUAUCUAAUCUGGACAAUUUGUGCUCCUAAAGACUACUUGUUUUGAAAAAGUAUAAAUGCAAAUGACAAAGUAAUUAAUAUUUUUACCAUUUUACUAAUCAGUGUGUUUCUUUUGGAAUAAAGCGGCUCUUAAUUGUUUCUGCAUUAAGCCAAUAAUUGUAUUUAACUGAGUAAUUUUAUAACCUAUUUGCAAAAUCACUAAUGCAAUACAAUUUUGCCGUACAUGUGCUUUGCGUAAUGGAACGUGAUCUUCUCGACUUUAUUUACAUUGUUUGACCUAGUGUAGCUUAAACUUGGUCUACUAGUCAAUGAAAGAUUGUAUCAUAAAGGAAAUGCUGAUUAAACCUUUAAUUUGUCACAAUAAA
This is a messenger RNA of Ruditapes philippinarum (Manila clam), 1849 nucleotides long. RefSeq lists its product as uncharacterized. The coding region runs from base 215 to 760 and encodes 181 amino acids. The record is from RefSeq and is a predicted model, not a curated record. NCBI's taxonomy places the organism in Eukaryota, Metazoa, Mollusca, Bivalvia, Venerida, Veneridae. The transcript has 5 exons.